CAGAGAUAUCUAAAGUCUUCCACAGUCGGUCUCUCUCGGCUAAUUCAGAAGCGGCAACAAUGGAAGGUCUUCCAAAACUUCAGGUUGCCCUAGUUUUCUCCAUUUUACUCAUCUUCCUCUCUUCCUCGAUCUCAUCUUCUUCUCUUCAAGAUAUUCAGAUCGUUAACGCAGAAAGAAGGAUCGAUUUGAGUUCUCAUAUCAUCAGGGUGUACUUAACUUUAAAGGUUGAAAAUACUGGAGCGUCUCCUGCUUCAGAAAUUCUUGUUGCUUUUCCACCUACUCAAGCUGAAAAUAUCGCAACAGUGAAAGGAGCUGCAACCGCAGGUAAACGUAAAAAGAAAACUUAUGUGCCACUUACCGUAACCCCUACAACGCUACCUGAUGCACCAGAUGGAGUUCAGUUCUACUCUGUUGCGCUGCUUAAUCCAUUAAAACCUGGUGAAACUGUCACUGUCGAAGUGCUUUAUGUACUAACACGUUCGUUAGAACCGUUUCCUGAAGAGAUCAGUCAAUCGGAACCACAGUUGGUGUAUUUCCGUGAUAGUGCGAUUAUUUUAUCACCUUAUCAUGUUAAGGAACAGACAACAUUUGUUAAAACUCCAAGCAAUAAGGUUGAAUCUUUUACGAGAGUUGAACCUACUAACCGUGCUGGUGCAGAGAUCAAGUAUGGGCAAUAUGAUAACCGUACUCCUUAUUCAUAUUCUCCAAUACUUGUUCACUUUGAGAAUAACAGUCCAUUUUCGGUUGUUGAGGAACUUGUACGCGAGGUUGAAAUAUCUCACUGGGGAAGCCUACAAAUUACAGAGCACUAUACUCUGGCCCAUGCUGGUGCACGUCAUAAGGGCGUCUUCUCAAGGGUUGAAUAUCAAUCUAGGCCAUCGAUUAGUGGUGUAUCUUCAUUUAAGCAGCUAAUUGCAAGACUACCCCCUCGAGUGCACUCCGUCUACUAUCGCGAUGGGAUUGGGAACAUCUCAACAUCACACCUGCGUACUAGUAAUUCAAAGUCCGAGCUUGAAAUAGAGCCACGUUAUCCAUUGUUUGGAGGAUGGAAUGCCACUUUCGUUAUUGGGUAUGGACUACCAUUGGAGGACUUCCUUUUCGAGUCGGCUGAUGGCAAGCGUUACCUUAACUUCACUUUUGGAUGUCCCCUCGUUAACACCGUGGUUGACAAAUUUACCAUGAAGGUGGUGCUACCCGAGGGAUCAAAAGAUCCUUCUGCUAUCGUUCCUUUCCCUGUUGAGCAACAUCUCGAGACAAGUUACUCAUACCUUGAUGUUGUUGGAAGGACAGUGGUGGUUCUUGAGAAGAAAAAUGUAGUUCCUGAACACGGUAUUCCUUUCCAGGUUUAUUACAACUUCAACCCAAUUUUCAUGCUUGCGGAGCCAUUUAUGUUGGUCUCUGUAUUUUUCCUGUUUUUCGUUGCUUGUGUUACCUACUUACACAUGGAUAUCUCAAUCCGCAAGUUGUAAAAAAAGUUUCGCCACAGGUAAAGUUUGGAGAAACCAUAUUUAGUACAUUUAUCUGGGAAAAACUAGUGGAACAGUGUCGCUUUGUAUAUGGGCGCAUCCCCCUGUAGCUCUCGUUUAGGAUUAAAUCGUAAUUUCCGUAGAAAGGCCAGAUGAGUCUAGAUUUUGUAAGGUACCAUUUUUGGUUAACUUUUCCCAAAUGUUUUGAGAUUUAUUAUAGCAAAAAUGAUAGGUGGUGGUUCUUUAGCUCUUUUCUAUUCUAAUAUCACUUUUUGGCUUUUCACCAUUCAAUCCUGUUAUGAAGAAUUGUGCCUCAGACGCGAUCUGAAAUUGAAAACAAAUUAAUUGUA
Messenger RNA from Papaver somniferum (opium poppy), 1816 nucleotides. RefSeq names its product dolichyl-diphosphooligosaccharide--protein glycosyltransferase subunit 1B-like. The transcript is spliced from 8 exons. Gene Ontology annotation, cellular component: membrane; oligosaccharyltransferase complex. Bases 60 to 1469 code for a protein of 469 amino acids. NCBI's taxonomy places the organism in Eukaryota, Viridiplantae, Streptophyta, Magnoliopsida, Ranunculales, Papaveraceae. The record is from RefSeq and is a predicted model, not a curated record.